Rhinocladiella mackenziei CBS 650.93 is the source of this 639-nucleotide messenger RNA. RefSeq lists its product as uncharacterized. The record is from RefSeq and is a predicted model, not a curated record. The transcript has a single exon. The coding region runs from base 1 to 639 and encodes 212 amino acids. Lineage: Eukaryota; Fungi; Ascomycota; Eurotiomycetes; Chaetothyriales; Herpotrichiellaceae.
AUGGCGACACGUCCUCUGUUCCUCGGCCUGGCCUCAGCUGCCAGAUCUGGAGUCUUGACUCUUCCACGCCGUACUCCCGCUCGACGAUGUCUCUGCGUAUCUGCGGCCAGACCUGCAUCCACGGUGGCGACUUCAACACCCACUUCGAGCAGCAUGGUCAAUCAGAUUCCUCCCUCCCCCGCUGGACCUGCUCAAGCCGACGACGUAAAUGAGACCAAACACUCGGCAUUCCUCGGCGAAGCGGACAGCAACGAUGGCCACGAGGCCUUCCGGGACACAUAUGGCCGUCGCCAACCGGCCUUAGAAGCCGACAACGCUGCAUUUUUGGGUGAAGCUGAUUCUGACGAUGCUUUUGAAGUACAGAGAGCCGCAGAGGGAGACAAACAUGAAAGCAUGGACGCACAGAAUGCCGCAUUUUUGGGCGAAGCCGACUCGGACGAUGGUUUCGAAGCGCUUCGAGCUGCAGAAGGAGAUAAGAGGGAGAGUUUGGAUGCUCACAACGCGGCAUUCUUGGGUGAGGCCGAUAGUGACGACGGAUUCGAGGCAGACAUCGAGGUGCAUCCGGAGAAACAUCGUCACACGAUUGAAGACACGCGAACCAGUGGCUUCCACGGGGAGAGUGGACAACACGACCAGUAA